Messenger RNA from Corythoichthys intestinalis (scribbled pipefish), 2643 nucleotides. RefSeq names its product GRAM domain containing 1c (gene gramd1c). Gene Ontology annotation, molecular function: cholesterol binding; cholesterol transfer activity. Gene Ontology annotation, biological process: intracellular sterol transport. NCBI's taxonomy places the organism in Eukaryota, Metazoa, Chordata, Actinopteri, Syngnathiformes, Syngnathidae. Gene Ontology annotation, cellular component: endoplasmic reticulum-plasma membrane contact site; endoplasmic reticulum membrane; plasma membrane. The coding region runs from base 30 to 2201 and encodes 723 amino acids. The transcript has 17 exons. The record is from RefSeq and is a predicted model, not a curated record.
UCUAUGUGCGUGUGCCCGUGUAUUUUUCCAUGCAGUCAAACCGGUUCGCCUGCCAUUCUAAUGAGUUCCCUCAGGGCCCAUGGAGAUGUUUGAUGACAUUCACUUUAGCGUUCAUUACACAGAAGUGUCCAAGUUCUCAUUUGAGAACACUACCGGAGCACACCAAGGUGUCAAAACAAACUCUUAGAACUAAUAGGAUUAUACACAUCUCAAAAAAAAAUUGGGGAUUUCUUUUCUCGCACAGCGAGCCAGAGCAAAUGGACCAGGGAUCAAACUGGUGCGGCGAGGAAGAUGACAUCACAGACGAGACCACAUCUCUGAUAGAGGAAGAGCAUUCUAUUGAGGAUGAUGUUGAGAGCUCAGACAACCAGACAAACUGUAUAGGCCCACCUCCACCCUCUGUGCCCACCUACAAACAGAGGUGUGAGGAGUUCCGGAGGUUAUUCAAAGACCUGGCGAGCUCUGAUAGACUUCUGCUUGACUACCCGUGCGCUCUCCAGCGAGACAUACUCCUGCAGGGACGCCUCUACCUCACCCACAACUGUCUGUGUUUCUACAGCAAUGUCUUCCGUGGCACUAAGAUUAGCCUGGCCCUCAAAGACAUCAGCCACAUGACCAGGGAGAAAACCGCAAGGCUAAUACCCAACGCCAUUCAGUUUUGCACCAACAAGGAGAAGCUGUUCUUCACUUCCUUUUCGGCAAGAGAGAAAAGUUACAACGGGGUUUUCCGCUUGUGGCAGAACGCAUUGCUGGACAAGCAGCUGACUAACACAGAAGUUUGGCAGAUGGUCAGGCAGCACUAUGGAAAUGACCUGGGACUGAGCCAUGAAGAGAUGGAGAGCACACAGUUUCAUGCAGACUUAAGCAUGCAGAGCAGCCUGACUGCGAGGACUGGUGGAGAUGACGGUUGUUUGGCAAAAUUUGAGCGGAUGCCCUCCAUUCGACUUCCUGGACAGGAGUUGCCCUCCUUGGAAACCGAAGAAUUCCCUUCUGCCAAUGCUUCUCCUGCCGAGGAGGAGCGCCGUGUCUCGCUGACUCUCCGCCGCAGUCCCGUUCCAACUCCGGAGCGCUCGGCACCAGAGCCAUUCCCGAGGCAUUCGUCACCUUCCCAGGAAGAUGACCGCGUGUCUCAGGGGACCGGCUCAGAGAGCGUGGAAGAAGCGGAAGAGCGAAUUGGACUGCCGCAAGAACAGGGUCGCCUAUACCUCAACAAGGUCUUCCAUGUGAGCGCUAGCCGGAUGUUUGAACUGCUUUUCACAGAGUCUGCCUUCAUCCGCCGCUUCAUGAAUGUUCGAAAGAUAACCAAUCCACAAUUUGCGGCGUGGCAAAACGACCCAUCGGGCGACAUGAAGAGGAGUCUGAACUACACCAUAACCAUCAGUAACCCUUUGAUUGGCAAAUUCUCCACUGCGACAGAAAAUCAGACACUGUACAAAGAGUCACGGGACGGUGAAUAUUACUUGGUGGACUCCGAGGUGUACACGCACGACGUCCCCUACCACGACUACUUCUACACACAGAAUCGCUACUACAUUAAAAGUCACAGCAAGCGCAAAUGUCGACUCAAGGUUUAUACUGAUGUGAAGUACAAAAAGCAGCCGUGGGGUCUGGUUAAGUCCUUCAUCACUAAGAACUCCUGGAGUGGCAUUGAAGAUUAUUUUAGACAACUGGAAGCUGAACUUCUGGAGGAGGAAGCCGAGAUCAACUCUGGAGCGGCGGAAUCUUGCAAGGUCGGCGUGCGGCGGAGGCGGCGGACGUUCAGCCGGACGAUGCCGGAGCACAAAAAGCCCAAAAAGCAUUAUGGCCAAUCGCCUGAAUUACUUCGAGAUGGCAAAAUGGGCCCGGCGGAGAUGAAUAAUUCAUACGGAUGGAGCAUCUCGGCCAUCGUAGCAGCAAUGAGUUUGAUUUUGCUGAUCGUGGCGGUGCUAAACGUAGGCUUGUUCGUCAAGUUAUGGGCCAUGGAGGACAUAGCCCACCGCAUGUACUUGACCACAAAGCAUCGCCUGAGAGAAAGGGCCGAGGCCAGCAUGGUGCCCGAGUACCCUUCAAAGCAGUUUUCUCCAUUCAAGAGCAGAGAGGAUGUGCAGCUGCUCAGAACUGUACUUCAGGACUCAAUUAACCUUUUAGAGCAGCUUCGUCGUUCUCUAAUACUGCUGCAACAGAGCUUUGCGUUGGCCAAUCAAACAGCGGUUCCACUUUGACACAUAGCAGGUGUUGUGUGUCCAUCUCGUGUUUUUAUUUCUAUCGACUGACCUCUUGAAAAGUGCCUUUUUGUGUGUGUGUCACACACACCAAAUAUUUUAUUUUUUUUUGUUUUAUUGUCAAAAAGUGAAUCAUUAUUUAAUGUCUUUGUUUACAAGUUUGCACAUUUUUAAUUUUUUGCACAAGGGCCUUGAACCCAGAAUGUGUUUUAUGAAUUUCUUAGAAUAAAUCGGAUUAUUUGAAUCCUAUUUUUGAUUUUGUACAAAUUUAGCCGACUGUUUUGUUCAAGAAUUUGCUGUAUGGCGCACGUCAUGAAUGCACGUUAUUGCUGAACACUUUUGGGUAAUUGUUCAAUUUUUCUUGUUAAAUUUUGCUGCCUCCACUGUUCUGUUUUGGCCACUUUUGGUGCACUUCUUACACCAAUCAAUAAACGAUAACGUU